CUCAGACGCUACCGAACGCCGGUACGGUGUUGCACGGUGUGUGCUGUUCUUUCUUCGCCGUCCCAUCGGGAGAACAGACAGACAGACAGACGGACAGACAGAUAGAUAGACAGACAGAGACAGAGAGAGAGAGAGAGAGAGAGAGAGAGAGAGAGACAGAGAGAGAGAGCAACCGAGCGAGCGAAGGAGGGGGAGAGAGAGGAGAGGAGAGGAGUGGAGAGGAGUGGAGAGGAGAGGAGAGGAGAGGAGAGGAGAGAAGAACAGAGUCAGAGAUCAUCGCGUGGACCAUCUUCUCGCAAAGUCCUCGCGCGUACCCUUCUUCCCAUACCGAUCCUCUACUUUUUAUUCUUCGUAUCUCGUCAUUGUCCACUCGCGUUUGCAACGACGGACGCACGCGGAUAAUUAAAAGGAACAACAGGUUCUUCGUCUUGCAUUCUUUUAUUCAAAUACUCACGUAAUGAGUCGUUGAAGAAUUCGCCGAAAGAAAGAGACAGAUAAAUAGAAAGAAAGAGAUUGUAAUUUCACGCGAGAAGAGGGCGAAGAGAUCGAGGAGUACUCUUUGCCUGUUAUCGAAAUGAAGAAGAAUCGUGUUUUAUUAAAGAGUGCGUUGCUCUUCUUGCUGAUCGGCGCUGAUCUACUACUCGUCUCCGCAUCCGAGCAUUUGCCAGAGCAAGAAUAUGGUAUAACAACCAACGAGUCGCCGUUGAGAGAUUAUGCACCGGAGACGACUGGAUGGAAGAAAGAAAGAAAGAAAGAAAGAAGGGGAGGAAGAGAUACAUCUAUCCAUGCUCGAUCGUCGGAAGUGGGUCUCGCCGGGGAGGAAUUAUUUGCUUUCGUCAAAAACAUGCGGCUUUGGUCUGCCUUCCGAAAGAUAUCCGGCUCCAGUCCCGGGCGCGAGCACAGGGGCCCUUUUGUCGUCGAGCGGACUUGCCUUCUUCUCUUCCCUUAUCUUUUUUUUUGCGCUAGAAUCGACAAACUUCCCUCGAAGAGAACUCACGAAAGAAGAAGGCGCGCCGCGAACGAUGACUUGGUUUUCGAUCAAGAUGGCAAACAAUCGAGCUUGGAAAUUCCGUUGAUCGAAAAACACGAGGAGCAAUCGAUCUUUCAUAGGAUAAAGAGAUCGUUCUUUAGUUUUUUCGAUCCCUUCGUAUCCGCUACUACUACCAAUACCAGUGGUAUUAACGUCGACAACGGUACCACCACUUCAGCGACCGGUACCACGUUAUCGUCGCCGACGAACUUUCGAAAAAAUGAGGACACCGUUGGCCAGAUCGACGAUACGAAUAAUACCGACAUUACGAAAUCUAAGAAAACCAGUCCGAAUUUGGAGAGAUUGAUUCGGGAUAGUCAAGAGGAGUACGUCGACGAUAAGCAGGAGAACGAGAUCGGUGACGUGGCGGAAGGGCGAAGACAACCGCAGAAUUAUGUCAAUUCCGACGACGAGGACCUCGUGGCGUCGGGCGAGAUCGAGGGUAGCGCAACGGACUCGGACGUUUCCCAACCUGUCACGGAGGGACAAAAGAUCGAAGGAAAGGCCCGAUUUUAUCGGAUAACGUUGACGGUUGGCGAGCCUUACAGAAGAGAGUACGCCGACAGAAAGAGCAGGGAGUACAAGGAGCUAAGCGGUAAUUUGACCCAGGCUUUGGAAGAGCUAUACGCUCGACAUAUUCCCAAUUACGAUCACAUGGCCAACGUCAUUAAAAUAUCGCCAACGUCCGACGCGUUUACGUCACAAGUCACACUCGACAUUGGUUCUACGUUCACGGAUGAGUUGGAGGUACGGGAUAUACUCGAGAAACAGUUGCAGUAUCAUUCCUUGGGAAGCAUCCAAGUUGGUCCGGAGGGAUUCACUUUCCGACAUUUUCUAGGGAUGGAAAACGUAUUACCGGAAUGCGAUCAAUCGAGCGAAUUAACGUGUAGAAACGGUGCAUGCGUGCCAUUAGAUUCGCGCUGCGACGGCACGGACCAAUGCGAGGAUGGAUCCGACGAGGUCGAUUGUCACUCUACGUUACGGCCGACUACGACGCACGUUAGCGAGAGCGAAGAAGAGAGAUGGCCUUUGCCAACGGAGGCAACCAGCGAGGGCGAGGAGCCGACCGACACAGGGGAGGGGGACCUGAAAAGAGCCAAAGGAGAGGAAGAGGAUUCGACCUUGAGGGCAGCUUCGAACAAAUGUCGCGCCGACGACGUGGUCCGCUGUCAGGAUGGAAGUCGUUAUAUUUGUUCCGUACAGCGAUGCGACGGCGUGCCGGAUUGCGAGGACGGGGCCGAUGAAGUAGGAUGUCCGCAUUCAGGCUGCAAGUUUGGCGAAUUCGCUUGCGACGUGCGAAGGUGCAUCCUGGAAUCUCAACGUUGCAACUUCGUCGAGGAUUGUCAAGACGGAAGCGACGAGCACAAUUGCAACUAUCCCGCGUGCACGGUGAGCCAAUUCAAAUGCAGGAACGGAGAGUGUAUCGACGGAAGCAAGCAUUGCGACGGUGUUUUGGAUUGUCGAGACAGAUCGGACGAAUAUGGCUGUCCCUGCAGGGAAUACCAAUUCGAGUGCUCGGCCGGUUACUGCGUAGAUCUAUCUCGUCGCUGCGACGGAUACGCCGAUUGUUCCAACAAAAAGGACGAAGAAAAUUGUAUCGGAACGACAAGAUGCCGAGAGGACGAGUUCGAAUGUGCCAGCGGUACGACGUGUGUCAGCAAGAUGGCAAGGUGUGAUGGACGAAACGACUGCGACGAUCGUUCAGACGAAUAUAAUUGCACCGUAACAACCUGCAGCAGCGAUCAGUUCCGUUGCAUAGACGGCAUCUGUCUGAGCAUCGACAAAAGAUGCAACGGCGUGGCUGAUUGUCGUAACGGCGAGGACGAAAACCAGUGCGGUUGCGGAGAUGCAGAAUUUCGGUGCACGGACGGCCGAUGUAUAGGCUACGAGUUGCAGUGCAACGGGGUGAACGAGUGUUCCGAUGGCUCGGAUGAGAGGGAUUGCGAAAAGUACAGCCAACGAAAGAAUUAUAAUCCCAAACGCAUCAAAGCGAUCGUAAGGAAGUUGUUCAAGGCUAAGGAAGCAUCGCUAGCGAGCAAGUACAAGAGACUGAAAACUAGUGAAAAAAGAUUGAAGGAGAAGCGACCGAUCCUCGAGAUGUGUGCCAACGAAUAUUUGAGGAAUAAUUCGUCGAAUGACAGUCUAUGCUCUCAGAUAAUUAGAAAACUGGGGAAACAAUGGAUACGCCAUUGGAAAUAUCAUGAAAGCGAACGAAGGAGAGAGGAAGAGAGUCUCGUAUCCUCGUUGCUGAAAUCUUUUCCCGAGUUGGAAGAUCGGAAAUUUGAAAAUUCGAAUACGAUACUCUUCGAUGAUUCGACUCCAAGGCAAUAUUCGAUGGAAGAUAACUUAAUUCGUUGGUCGACUCAAAAUGAUAUUUCGAAUGAUACAAGCAAAAUUGUUUAUUCGACGAGUACAAACGGAUAUUUUGUCGGUACGAGCGAGGAUUGGAACGAGACGAUUGGAACGGAAAGUUCGAGCGUGACUUUGAGUUCGACAGUUUACGAGGAGAACGAUGAAAAGUAUUUGGAAGAUAAGACGAACGACGGCUAUUCCGAAGACAGUGAUUCGUCGGUAUCAAAAACAACGACGACGAAUUCUCGAGACGUCACGACGACGAAGAUGAAUAUGACGCAUUGGGAAACAGGCUCGAACGAAUGUACGUCAAAGUGUGCCGAAUUCUGGAUAAAAAAAUUCUUGAAAGAAGUGAUGAAAAAUUCGACAAAAUCCAUUGAAAGUUUCACCAAGGGCAAGAUUGCGAGCGACCAGCCGGAUGUUGAUUCUAUCGAAUCAACGACAUAUAAAAGUUUUACUUUCGAAAAGGAACCGUUACACGUUAUUCCUAUAAAAAAUAUUAAAGAGUUUCUUUCAAAGAAGAACUUGAGCGAGAACGAGAAGACGUUUUUUUGGGAAACGAAUGACAUAACGAACGCAACUACAGAAUCGUUCGAUUUUCCUCUAUUCGAUGAUAUGAUUAAUUGGCAAAAUAUGACUACUACCGAAAGUAUUCGGGAGAAUAUUUUUGAUUCGAGAGAGAUAACUGAAAAUGAGAAGGACGCAACGGACGAGCCAAGCUCUUCGUCGGUUAUUCCCGCCGAUUGUAACGAUAAUUAUCAAGGCGAGACCUCGACCUUGAAAGAAAUUGAAUCAAAGAAGAAUACGGAUAGCUUCGAAUCGAACGAGUGCGACGAGGAUUCGACGAGAUUGUAUUACAAGUCGACGAAAAGCGCAACGGAGGAAAAUGGGCAAGAUUACGCCGAGGAUUCAGUUGAGAACGGGGAGGAGGAAGAUGAUGAGGAUGAGGAUGAGGAUGAGGAUGAAGAAGAGGACGAUGAUGUUGACGACGACGACGACGACGACGACGACGAAGACGACGACGACGACGACGAUGACGACGACGACGACGACGACGACGACGACGACGACGACGACGACGACGACGACGGCGACGACGACGACGACGACGACGACGACGACGACGACAAGUGCAACGACAGCCAGCAUAGUUGCGACGAAGGUAAUAGGUGUGUUACGGAGGAACAAGUUUGCAACGGGAUCGUCGAUUGUGACGAUGGCACCGACGAGAUCAGCUGCGAUUAUUAUUUUGACGUGAUAAAGAAAGUCGACAAAUUUAACGACAAGGACUGCAACCUCUUCGAGUUUCCUUGCGAUGGAAAGUGUAUAGACUCGUUGCUCUUAUGCAAUGGCGUUAAAAAUUGUCUCGAUGGCACCGACGAAGAGGAUUGCGAUGUUUCCGAGAAAAAAGACCGAACCUGGCCAGGAUGGGCGAACGAGAAAACGUGGGAAUGCGAUCCUAAUCGAGAAAUGCGCUGCGACGACGGCAAAUGCGUGCUUCUCAAGCGUAAAUGCGACAAUAUCUUCGACUGUCUCGAUGGUACCGAUGAGCGCGGUUGCGGAAUCUGCACGCCUGCCGAAUGGAAGUGCGCCAGUGGCGAAUGCUUGCCAGAAAACGAAAGAUGCGACGGGAUACGCAAUUGUGUCGAUGGAUCCGACGAGUCUGGAUGUGUAACUGAAUGUCCGCCUGGAAACUUUCGAUGCAACGACGGAUUGUGCCUCGACAGUAAGAAACGUUGCGACGGACGAUCGCACUGCUUGGACGGCUCCGAUGAGAUCAAUUGCCAGUGCCCGAUUGGUAAGAGAGCGUGCGACAACGGCGUUUGCAUCGACGAGAGAUUCUUCUGCGACAAAAAUUACGACUGUCUGGAUCGCAGCGACGAAUUUGACUGCCACGACGAGGCAACGAGCGAAAAGGGUUAUCCGAAGGAGAAGGAGUGUAGCGAGAACGAGUUCACCUGCAAUGACGGAUCUUGUAUACCUCGAUAUCUCGUCUGCGAUGGUAGAUCGGAUUGUUCGGAGGGUACGGAUGAGUUCGGCUGUCCUCCUCACGGGUGCGGACAAGAUCAGUUUCAAUGCAGAACCGGCGAUUGUAUUAGAAACGACCAAAGGUGUGACGGACGUAUCGAUUGCGAGGAUGGCUCGGACGAACCCUCCGAGUGUGACGCGACGACGCUCAAGCCAGAAGGACCAGGCGCCCGUCCGAUGCCAGGUCGUUGUCCAGCCGGACAAUUCCAAUGCAUUUUGGAUAAGGCCUGUGUACCGCAGUCAUCCAUUUGCAAUGGCGUUCCCGAAUGCCGAGACGCCAGCGACGAAAACAAUUGCGGUUCAACCGGUGGAUCGACCGGACUGAACUUGAAAACUUAUCCGAGCGAGCAAGUGAUCAAGGAGAAUCCGGCGAAGCAAGGCCGUGAGGUCGUCUUCCAAUGCCGUGACGAAGGUCCUCUGCGUGCAAGAGUACGCUGGCUUCGCGAUAACGAUCUUCCUCUACCGCCUGCCAGUCGAGAUCUUAAUGGCAGAUUAGAAAUACCAAACAUUCAGCUCGAUCAUGCGGGAAUUUACAUUUGCGAAGCAGUGGGCUAUCCUCCAUCCAUGCCAGGAAGUCGGCUAAGCGUCAAUCUCACUGUCGAAAAGUUCGAGGAACCAACAACGAGACCCCCACAAGUCUGCCAAUACGAUCAGGCCACUUGCAGCAACGGAGAUUGCAUUCCGAAAUCGUACGUCUGUGAUGGAAAAUUCGAUUGUACCGACGGCUCAGACGAGAUGAGAUGCAGUCCGCACGGGUGCGAGCCCAACGAAUUCAGAUGCAACAACAAGCAGUGCGUGAGUAAGCUUUGGCGUUGCGACGGUGAAAGGGAUUGCGCCGACAACAGCGACGAAGAGGAUUGUGCACCUGCUCCGCCUGGUUCACCCUGCCGUUAUCACGAAUUCGCUUGUGCGUCGUACAAUCAAUGCAUACCGAAGGUUUAUCAUUGCGAUCGAGAACGGGACUGUCUCGAUGGUAGCGACGAAUUUGGCUGCUCUCCCGUAUACAUCGUUAAGCCGCCACCGCCUAUGGUAGUCCUCGAGCCGGGUGACGUUAUGGUACUGACCUGUACGGCAAUCGGCGUGCCCAUUCCGGAGAUAAACUGGCGACUAAACUGGGGACACAUACACGCGAAAUGCAGCAGUACCUCCGUGAACGGAACCGGGACAUUAACGUGCCCUGAUAUACAGCCAGAGGACUCGGGCGCUUACUCCUGCGAGGCUUUGAACGUUGUCGGCUUCGUUAUAGCCCAACCGGACGCUAUUUUGGUGGUAAAAGAGCCAAAGGGCAUUUGCCCGAAGGGAACGUUCAAUGCCGAGGCGCGUUCCGUCGACGAGUGCAUAUCUUGCUUCUGCUUCGGCGUAGCUACCGAGUGUCGUAGCGCGAAUUUGUUCACUUAUCAGAUACCACCUCCGUUCGAAAGUCACAAAAUCAUAUCGGUACAAACGGAAGCGGAAAUACGUUUUUACGGUGACAUCAAAGAUCAAAUAUCGGAGGUUCGACCGAUCGGCCGGGAUGGGAUUCAAUUGCUCGAAUCGUUUAGCAACGAAAUGAGUACCUACAGGAUACCGUACUACGCCUUAUCCGAGAAUUAUCACGGUAGCCAAUUAAAGUCUUACGGUGGUUACUUGACUUAUACGAUACAUUACAAUGGCAACGGUGCGCCUAACGACGCGCCCUCGGUCAUUCUUACCGGCAACAAGUACAUACUCGUUCACAAAGGCAACCACAUACCUCCCGAUUACGAGACGAAAGAAUCCGUUAGAUUUUUCUACGGCGAGUGGUAUAAGCGUCAUGGUAACACCGAGGUACUGGCAUCCAGAGAAGAAAUAAUGAUGACGCUGGCGAACGUCGACAAUAUUCUCAUCAAAGCAAAAUACGAAGAUUCCCCGCAAUUGGACGUGCGUAUCACCAAUAUCGUAAUGGACACCGCAGACGUGCGCAACACCGGAUUAGGAUCCGCGUCCUUUGUGGAAGAGUGUCAAUGCCCUACCGGAUACAACGGUCUUUCGUGCGAGAACUGUGCCUCGGGAUAUCUUAGACGCGAGACCGGACCGUGGCUUGGACAAUGUUACCGAGACGAUCCACCCUGCGCUCCCGGUUACUACGGAGAUCCUUCGAGGAACAUACCUUGCCAGCUUUGUCCGUGUCCUCUGACCAAUCCAUCGAAUCAAUUCACACGAACCUGUCAUCUCGGAUCGGACGGUGAGCCUACGUGCGAUUGUCCAGCCGGAUACGUCGGUCGUAGGUGCGAACAAUGUGCUAUUGGCUAUCAAGGAAAUCCCAUCAUUCCCGGUGAUAUGUGCGUACCCGUGCAACAAUGCGAUCCCGAUGGUAGUCUCACACCGAACGCCGAUCCCAAUACCGGAAAAUGUCGUUGCAAGCUAUACGCAACGGGCCUGACGUGCAACCAAUGCAAGGCAAAUACAUUCAACCUGGGCUUUAGGAAUCAAUUCGGAUGCAUAAGUUGCUUUUGCAUGGGUAUUACGAAUAAAUGUGUAUCGUCCAAUUGGUACAGAAACGAGAUUCACGUGUCCUUCACAAAUUCCUUACGAGGUUUUACGCUGACCGAAUCGAAAACACCCGACGCACCACCGAUAACGGAUGGCAUUCGACUCGAUACGAUCAAUCGCGAAAUAGUCUACAACGAUUUUCAUAAUCGCGGCAACAAUGAUGUUUAUUAUUGGCAAUUGCCGAAUAUUUUCCUCGGCGAUCAAAUAACAUCGUACGGUGGUAAUCUGAAAUAUACGGUUCGAUACGUCCCAUCGCCGGGUGGCCAAAGUUCGAGAAACAACGCCGCGGACGUCGAAUUGAUCAGCGCCAAUGACAUUAAAUUGCUCUAUUAUUCGCGAGAAUCUCCCGAACCGAAUUCUCAGCAAUCGUUCGUCGUUCCAUUGCUCGAGCAAUAUUGGCAACGUGCCGAUGGAACCACAGCCGACAGAGAACAUCUUUUAAUGGCAUUAGCGGACGUACGAGCUAUCAAGAUUAAGGCUACUUACACGACCCACACCGACGAGACGGCACUUUCCUCGGUUUCCCUUGACACGGCAGAAAAGCAUAACACCGGAAAGGCAAGAGCGGUCGAAGUUGAGGAAUGCAGUUGUCCCGUUGGAUACAAGGGACUCUCGUGCGAGGACUGUGACGUUGGUUAUACAAGGGCCAUGGAAGGCUUAUAUCUUGGAAUUUGCGAGCCUUGUAAUUGCAACGGACACUCGAGUCAGUGCGAUCCCGAGACCGGUCUCUGCGAGAAUUGCGCCGAUCAUACUACCGGAGAAUACUGCGAGAGAUGUGAAUCCGGAUACGAAGGAGACGCGACCCGUGGUACUUCCAGUGAUUGUACGCGCAGAAAUAAUCCUCUAGAGUGCAACUGCAACGAAGCUGGAUCCCGUAGCUCCUCGUGUUUUGCCGGUCGCUGCGAAUGUAAGAGGAACGUCGAGGGACCGGAAUGCGACAGAUGCCGUCCGGGUACCUUUGGAUUGUCCAGAGAAAAUACGGACGGUUGUAACGAAUGUUAUUGCAGUGGUGUGACCAAACAAUGCCACGAAAGUUCGCUCUACGUUCAACAAAUACCAAUAUGGGUUUAUGAUAGCCAUCAUGGAUUUACCCUUACCGAUGACACGAGACAAGACGUUAUAAACGACGGCUUUGAUUUGAAUGUUGCUAUGAACGAAAUUGGAUAUCGCUAUCCCGACAAUCGCAGUCGCAGACUAUUUUGGUCUUUGCCGUCCGCUUUCACCGGUAAUCAAGUAAAAAGCUACGGUGGCAGUUUAACUUUUACUCAGCACAUCACCGCACAGCCUGGCGCACAAACCUAUAAAGAUCAAGACGUUUUACUCAUUGGAAAUGGCAUCACAUUAUUCUGGACUAAUCCAGUAGAUCUUUCACCGGACAUACCAAUGACCUAUUCCGUUCUAUUGAAAGAAUCAGAAUGGAAACGAUUAACGACAGCGGGUCCACGGAGUGCUUCUCGUACGGAUAUGAUGACGGUUCUUUCCAAUAUCGAAGCUAUUCUGGUCCGAGCUUCUCAUAGUGAAGAAAUGACGGCGACUUACAUCAGCGACAUUAGUCUCGAUACAGCGGUAGAAAAUUUCUCUGGACAUAGAAGAGCACCUAACGUCGAAGCGUGUCGUUGUCCAGCCGGUUACGUCGGAACAUCUUGCGAAACUUGUGCUCGUGGAUAUUACAGAGAUACCAGUGACAGAGCUUUUAGCGUUCUUGGCUCCUGCAAUCCUUGCCCGUGUAAUAACAACGAAGAAAAUUGUGAGAUCAAUAGGUCCGGACACGUCAAGUGUAAUUGCUUGCCAGGCUAUACAGGACAAAAUUGUCAAGACAUUGAAGAAGUAAGGCCGUUUCAGUCAAUCGAGGCUCCGUUAGAAAUUAUAGCCGUAACAUUUUUCAAACGGAUUAUCUAUAAAACUAUAAAACGAGAUAGCACAAAUUAUUUUCACAUUGAGAUUUAUCUUUUAGACGAAUAUCCUCAAACUACUCCUCCUCCAACACCGACGAUUACCCCACCAAGAAUUGUCGUUUUCGUACAAGAACCAGAAUUCCAAAUUGUACAUACUGGAAAUACCGUUAGAUACCAUUGCAGCGGUAGAUCGCUCGACAAUGGCUCUUUGUAUAUUCGCUGGGAGAAGGAAGGUGGCCAGUUACCAUCGGGUAGAAGCAUAGACGAUUCUCACGGAGUCUUAAUUAUUAGAGACGUCAAAGUAUCCGACAGUGGUAUAUACGUUUGUCAAGUUAGCGACGGGAUAAACAUUGGAAUUAAAAAAGUUACUCUUACCGUUGGAGCUUUUCCGAAAAGUUUAUUAGAGAUACCAGGAGCAAAUCAGAUAAAACCUCGAGUCGUCAUUAUGCCACCUUACCUCGAAGUUAAAGAAGGAGAACCGGUAGAAUUUCAUUGCGAUGCCAGUGGUAAUCCCCCUCCGCAAGUAGAAUGGAUCCGACUUCACGGAAGUAUCAGCUCGGAGUCGUCGUUCCAUAAUGGCGUUUGGAGGCUCCCAGCUGCCUCGAGAAACGAUGCGGCCGAAUAUAAAUGCAUUGCUAAGAAUAACGUCGGGGUGGAGGAAAAAACAACGAUUCUAUACGUUAGAGAAAAUCCAGAAGGUCCUCCGGCUACUGGUUUGGCUCCGAUUAUAACACCCGCCGAAUGGAUUGGUUCUAUCGGAGAUGUCGUCAGAUUAACUUGUACCCCGUCGCAAAAUGCAAACCUAACGUGGAUUCGAUCCGACGGUUUGCCUCUACCUUACUCCGCGACUCAGCGCGAUGGCACUCUGAUAAUCAAUAAUCCGACGAUUAAUGAUUCCGGUUUAUAUGUCUGUAUCGCUGUCAGUUACAAAGGAACAGAAACAAAUUCUACCGCUAGGAUAACGAUUAUUCCACGAAGAGAUCCACCAACGGUUAAAGUCAAGCCUGAGAGACAAACGAUAUCUCAAGGUACGUCGACCGAAAUACGUUGCGUUACGAGCGGAGAACCGGGCCUCCAAGUGAAAUGGAGCAAAUUGUCGGAAACGAUGAACUCGAACGUCCAACAAGUCGGAGAUACCCUUAGAAUUAUUAAUGCACAAGUUUCCGAUCGAGGCGUUUAUAUCUGUCGUGUCAGUAGUACCAUAGGCAGCUACGAAGCUAGUGCCAUCGUCGAAGUUGAACCUCGUGAAAUUCCGGUACUCGAAUUAUAUCCAAAGGACAUCCAGCCAGUUACGCUUGGCGGCUCUGCUGAUUUACAAUGUCGCGCCAUAGCCGGUCUUCCACUUCCCGAGAUCCGCUGGUCUCGUCAAGAUGGUAGAUCAUUUGCUCCGAACAUCGAACAACUUCCUGGCGGAUUAUUGAGAUUUUCUAAUAUUACGAUAAACGACGGUGGCUCUUACGUGUGCUCGGCGACAAAUGAAGUUGGUUCUGCCUCUGAGAUAGCUCAUAUCGAAGUACAGUCGAUACCUGUUAUUACGAUCGAACCAAGGGCAGGUAUUUUGCAAGUCAAACUUGGGGAUAGGGUGCGAUUGGCUUGCAGCGCUGUAGGCCAUCCGCAACCAAAUGUUGCCUGGAGUAAACAUAUCAAUGGAUUGGCCACGUACGAUGCGUACAGCAAAACUGCAGCAACGCCGUUAAGUGCGGUAUACGAAAUAUUCUCGGUUUCUCCCGACGACGAAGGGUCGUACUCUUGUCAAGCAUCAAAUUCGGUAGGCAUAGUGGAGGACCGUGUACAAAUACGAAUCGAGGACAACGAUAUUGAAUCUACACCUUGCAGAGGUGAUAUGAUGACUUGUGAUAAUGACAACAGACGUCCACCAAUUCAGGAUCACAGAAAUCCUUACGAAGGUGGUGUAUUGAUUCCCGAAGACUUUUUAAGAAUUCCCAAUAACGGUAAAGUGGAAAUGCGUUGUCAGGUAAUUGCCCCCGAUGGCGAUCAGAUUUAUCUUGACUGGAAGAGAAGCGAUCAUCGUGCCUUACCGAAGGGCAGCACCGUUCAUAAUGGCGUUUUAAGCAUUCCAACGGUCGACAAAAGUGCCGCAGGGGAAUACAUUUGUCUUGGUUUAAAUCCCGCCGGGACGGUCAUUUUCAAGGCUAAAUCUCAUCUGGAAAUUAUAUCUCCACCAAGAAUCGAGCUAAAUCCAACUCGUCAAACUGUAGGACCUGGAAAAAAUCCUUCUAUAACUUGCACCGCAACCGGGGACAAGCCCCUUCACAUUCAAUGGGAAGCUAUAGGACGGCCACUUCCCUAUUCCGUAUCCAAUGAUAAUGGCGUUUUGCAAUUCCAUGGUAUAACGUAUUCAGAUGCCGGAAAAUAUGUUUGCAAGGCUACGAACGAAGCGGGCACAGCGGAGGCGGUAGCGGAAGUCAUAGUAAAUGAACAUACCUACGACGACACAAGCAUUCGUGCCACGCAAAGGGACGUUACAACGUAUCCAGGUAAUUCUGUACGUUUGCGUUGCGAAAUCAGAGAACAUGCUGCAAUAGAAUGGAGUAGAGAGGGCCAAUUUUUGCCUUUACAUAGUCGAAUUGGCGAUGACUAUUUAGAAUUGACGCAAGUGAGACCAGAAGACAGUGGAAGAUAUAUUUGUCAAAUUCGUAACUCCCAUGGAGUUUCCAGUGAUUACAUUAAUUUAAAUGUAAUACUAGUUAAUUUGCUUGCGGAUUGCAUGCCAGUGUACCGAUCCCAGUGCAGACCCGGGGAGUAUCAGUGCUACGGUCAACAAUGCAUUCAUUUGGAUUACUUUUGCGACGGCUAUGCUCAAUGCAACGAUGGUACUGAUGAACGCUUCUGCCGCAUCCCGCAAUAUCGCCAAUUUCUUCAAAGACGACGCGCUGCCGUUGCACCUGCACUUACCAUCGAGGCAUCUCAAGAUCCUGUAAAUAUCGGAGAUACGGUUGACAUACGUUGCGCAUGUUCGGGUACUCCUAGUCCGCACUAUCGAUGGUCCAGACCAAAUCAUCCAGAUUUACCAUCGAAUGCUCAAACAUAUGAGAAUAUUCUUAGAUUAUCUAAUGUAGCCGUUAGCGAUAGUGGUACCUACAAAUGUACAGUAAUGACUCCGCAGGGCAUCUUCGAGGAAGAUUUCAAUCUCAUUGUACAGGGUGGACAUAACGAUGGGCCAGCAAUUGAAACGAAGUUUGCACCUUAUGGAUCUAGCAUUGAAAUGGAUUGUCACGUUGAUCUUGAACCACCUGUUAAAUUCCAAUGGAACAAACUUGGUGGAUUAUUAUCUCAGGAUACGGAAACUUAUCAGAAUAAAUUGAAACUGAAAAAUGUCAAAGCCGAAGAUGCAGGAACAUACAUUUGUAUAGCAAACAAUGAUAAAGUAAAUAUAGAAGUACCGACUGUGCUUGUUGUAACAGGAGUCGUACCUAACUUCAGUCAAGCACCAGAAAGUUAUAUAGCUUUGCCUCCGUUACCUGAUUCAUAUCUCAAGUUCAAUAUUGAAAUAUCUUUCAAACCGGAAAAUUAUGAAGGCAUUAUCUUAUACAAUGCUGAAUCAAAUCAUGGUAGUGGCGAUUUCAUUCUUCUAUCCUUAGUAGGAGGAUAUCCACAAUUCAAAUUUGACCUUGGUUCUGGAUCAGCUGUUAUAUCAGCAGAUAAAUCGAUUACUCUGGGUCAAUGGCAUACGAUUAAAAUUCAACGUGUUAGAAAAGAAGUAACGAUGCUAGUCGAUGGUCAAGGACCAUACAGAGGAGUUUCGGCUGGUCGAAGACAAGGAUUAGAUCUUAAGGGACCACUUUAUAUCGGUGGAGUUCCAAAUCACAGUAUUUUUAUCAAAGAGGCUGUUACGAAUAUCGGAUUUAUUGGUUGUAUCAGUAGACUAGUCAUUGGUGAAAAGGAAAUUGACUUGAUUAGAGACCAAACGGGUAACGUAGGGAUAACAACUUGCGAAACGUGCGCUGAAAAUCCAUGCAAUAACGGUGGAGUUUGCCAGGAGGCAGCUACGAAGAAUGGUUAUAUGUGUUUAUGUAGAGCCGGAUUUAGUGGGAAACAUUGUAACUUUGUUGGACAAUCUUGUUAUCCAGGUGCCUGCGGAGAAGGAAAAUGUAUGGAGAAGGAGACUGGUUUUGAUUGUUACUGCCCAUAUGGAAAAACUGGUUCACGUUGCGAACGAUCGGUAAAGAUCUAUGAACCAGCUUUUAACGAUGACAAAGCUUUCAUUGCACAUGAUACACCAAAGGCUCUUCGAAGGCUUAAAAUAGCUAUGAACUUCAAUCCUACCGACGAAGGAGAUGGAAUAUUGAUAUAUUGUUCUCAAAGCGAAGAAGGACUUGGGGAUUUUGCAGCGCUCAUAAUAAAGAACAAGCACGUUGAAUUCCGCUAUGAUAUCGGCUCGGGUAUGGCCACAUUAAGAUCUAAUUAUAUCGUGCAACCUGGAACAUGGACGUACGUAACGAUAAACAGAGAUUUUAAAGAGGCGAAAUUAUCUGUGAACGGAGAACCAUUUGUCGAGGCAAGAUCACCUGGUGGUGCACGUACCAUGACAUUGAAUACGCCAUUAUACAUCGGUGGCAUUGAUCGUAGAAAAAUUACAUUGAACAAGAAUCUUAAUGUUGAUCGUAGUUUUCGUGGGUGCAUUAGCGAACUCGAAGUAGCUUCCGUUAGCCUGGAGAUCUUAAAAUCGGCAAUGGAUAUGGCAAAUAUCGAAGAUUGUUCCAUGCUUCAUCCGAAUCAAACGAUUCCACGUACUACGCUCAUUACCCCUCCACCAACAAGUCCACCAACGACUUUGUACGAUCCGUGCACAUCGAGUCCUUGCAUACACGGGUUCUGUCAGAGUUUAGAUUCUCGCGAAUAUUCCUGUACGUGCGAAUAUGGAUAUGCAGGAAGAAAUUGUGAAAAUGUAUUGAAACAGUGUGAAGUGUAUGCACCUUGUAGAAACGGUGGCAGUUGCACGGAUCUACACGGAUCUUACAAAUGCGACUGUAGGCUUGGCUUUAACGGCCAAACUUGUGAAAAGUUAGCAGAGAUCACGUAUGACAUUGCAUUCAAAGGAGACGGCUGGUUAGAACUGGAAAGAUCAGUAAUGACGCACGAAGAAGAACGUGAAGUAUUGGGUUUCGAGAUAUCGACGAAUAAAACAAAUGGCUUGAUCAUGUGGCACGGUCAAACGCCGAAUGAUUUGAAUCCCGACGAUUACAUAUCUCUCGCGGUUGUUGAUGGUUACGUGGAAUAUCAAUACAAUUUAGGAUCAGGGCCGGCUGUUAUUCGCGUAACCGCUCAAAGGGUCGACGACGGAGAAAGGCAUAGAAUCAUUUUAAAACGACAAGGUAGCGACGGUAGCAUCGAGUUAAACGGCGAACAUACAGAAAGUGGACUGAGCGACGGGCUGCAACAAAUUUUGAAUACCAGAGGCAGCGUUUAUCUAGGAGGUGUACCCGAUUACGCAAUGACCUACGGACGAUACCACGAAGGAUUUUCCGGUUGUAUUUACACUCUCGAAGUACAAGACUCCGGGGCUAUUGAUAUAGGAGAGAAAGCUAUUAGAGGGAAAAACGUUUCUCCGUGUACCAGAGUGAGAUGGAUUCCAUCUUCAUUGGUAUUUACGGACGCAGAUGCAGAUAUUUUUGAUGCGUUUGUACCUCCACCUCCUGUAAAUAUUAUUCAUCCAAAACCUGCUGCUAAUGUAGCCACACUGAUCCAGUUGAAAAGACUCCCAUCCGUGGUGAUCCGGGAAGAAGACAUUAAGAGAAUCCAUACGUAUGGAUAUGAUCUUAUCUGAUUUUUCAAAAAAAAAAAAAAAAAAAAAAAAAAAAAAAAAAAAAAAAAAAAAAAAAAAAAAAAAAAAAAAAAAACCUUUUUCAAUAUUCAAAGCAGUAUGGUUCUUUUGGCGGAUGUUUCAGCGUUCGUUAAUACGUUUCGUUUUAUAGAAAGCUGCGUUUAUUUGCGAUGUAAAACUAUUACAUACAAAUGUUAUGUAACAGCAAGAAGUAUGGCAUUAUUAUAAUUUCAAAAAUUUUCCACUAAAAAAUAGGGAUAAACAUUAUUAAUUGUUGUAAAAAAUGCAAGAUAUUUCUCUAUACACAAAUAUUAAUUAUAAUUGGACAAAGACUUUGAUAUACAAACCCGUAAAGGUUUGUACCGAUGAAAGUAUGCGAUUAAAAUCAUACUCUGUUCAUUGAUAAUAAUAAGAAUCAUAUCUGACCUUAAGCAAAGUAAUUUUGACUUUUGUUUAAGUAUUUUAUGUUUACAAUCAUUCCCAAUGAUGUUAUUACAAACUAGUAACAAUUAUUUGAUUACUUACAAACUUUCUAACAGAAUAAUCUUUUAUUUCUACCAUUGAAAAUGUUUCCAUUCAGAAAUGUUAUACUGUUCUCUACUUUAUAGAUAGUUAAUUAUUAUUAACACUUUCAGAACAAUUAUAUUCAUUAUAGUUUCAUUUACUUUAUACUUUCUAAUAUAUAUAUAUACACACACACACACACACACACACACAUAUAUUUGUAAUAUUUUCCAUUUUACAUUUAAAAUAUAUUUCUAGAGCUGCCAUAGUGAUCGAGAAAAGAGAAAGGAAAGAGUGUUAAAAUAUGAUAACAUAUAAUUUUUCACUGCCAUGGUCUUAUUUCUUAGAGCUUAGAACUAAUAACAGCGAUUAACAGUGGAUUUAGAUUCUUUUAAAAAAUUGUAACAAUGAUCUAUGAAAGAAGUCACAAUUUGUAAAAUUUGUUCACAAUAUCGUUUAACAAUGAAGGAAAUAUUUAAAGGAUGAGUUUUCCUUAUGAGGCAACUUAUUACAUAAGAAUCAAGCUUAUAUACUUUUUUAGGCAAAACACGUCGAGAGAAAAUCUUUAGCGAGGAAACUUUGUUUUUACACGCUUUUGUAAAUUUUGCAAUUUAAAAUGGCGACGAUAAUAACGAUAUAACAAUGAUAUUAAUGAAACUUAACAAUAAAUAUUAGUAAUAUUAUAAGGUGAUUGAAAUAUAUCACGAUUUGAUCGAACAAGUAGCGAAUGAAUAACAUCAAAACUUGUUUUUGCAAUUAUAUCCUUUAAUUGUGACUACUUUCGUACUAUAGAAAACUAAUAUCACUUGUUAUAGAAUGAAAUUAAUGAAUUUUGUUAAAAUAAGCGCGACGAAAAAAGUUUCGAUAGAUAAAAUUUCAGCUAAAAGAUGAAAUUUUAAUAAUUAAUAUGUACUAUUUUUUAUCAAGAAAUUGGAAAGUUCGCAGUUUAUGUAAUAUGAACGAAUGCAAGUUACUUCUAGAACAUUUAAUAUAAUAGUUACGAUUGGUGCUAGUAAAACGUGUUGCAAAUAUUGUAUUGAUAUCGAAUAUACUGCAACGUGUGCAUAAAAAUAAAAGUGAAUUAUUUACUCUUGUAAUUAAUAAUAUAUUCUUACAAUUCACAGAUAUAUUCUAUAAUUCUAAAUAAGAAUUCUAAUUCUAAUCAAAUAUCUUGCUGAAACAGAGAUAGGCCAAAAAGUCUAUGAUCUCUCUCUGUCUAACGUUAAUUAACAAUGAUCUAUUUUAUUAUUCCCUCAUAAAUCUAUAUAUCUCCAUUAUUUUAUGUAUAAUAAAUAAAAUUCUUUUGCAAUAGCUUAGAACAUAAAUCUCAGAAUGGACUGAUAUGAGAUAUCAUUGUAUGUUAUCUUUCUACAUCAUCAACACAAGAUAUUUUAAUCCUCCGAUUGAAUAAUCUAUGUAUAAAAAAUUUAACACGCAAUUACAAUUUAACACAGUUUACGGCAUAAUUUAACACUGAGGAAAUGCUUAUUAAUGUCAAUGCAAAUGCUAAUAUGACUUACAUGAUGUAUUACGUAUGUAAAGUUAUAAAUUGAAAGUACAUAACAUGAUUUAAGAUGUAGCUUGCGUCGUUAAAAAAUAAUAUUACAAAAAUAUAUAUAUAUAUAUACACACGUGGGUGGGUGUGUGAGUGUGUGUGUGUGUGUGUGUGUGUGUGUGAGAGAGAGAGACAAUAAAUAUAAUUUUGUUAAGAAAGAUCAGUUUAUUGCAUCCUCGUGUUAAUUAACGUUAUUAAACGUUGGAAUUUUAACUUGCAACAAAUCUCAUAGAAAUUUUCGCGAAAUCGUUCGUUCGAAGUCGUUUUUAUUACUAGUUGAAGAAAUAAAUAAGCAAAACUAUAUAUAUAUAUAUAUAUAUAUAUGUGUGUGUAUAAGAAAAAUAAUAUAAAGAGUAUUAUAUUUACAUAAGAAAAAUAAGAAAAAGAAAAGAUAAACUUAUAUCAGCAUACUAUAUACACAGAUGACUAUUGAGACAAAAGUAUUAUAAAAUGAACGUGUCAUUGAUGUCCGAAUAUGCAGUUUGAUUAAACAUCUAUAGGUUGCUAUAAGUCAGUUUUAUAGCCAGAUAUAAAUGGUAGUCCAGUAGGUACUUUUCCUUGGUAUUCAACGUAUGCUUCGCCAAAAAAAUUCAACAACGUUAUUUCUUCUAUAAGAAUACGAUCGUGGAAGAAUCUCCAAGAAGCAACUGCGUAUCCCAAAAUGCAAAAUGGAUUUUGGAGUAUCAACUGUAAGAAGAUUGAAAGUAAAUUAUUAAAAUGUU
This is a messenger RNA of Vespa velutina, 18382 nucleotides long. It is a transcript of the gene trol, whose product is annotated as basement membrane-specific heparan sulfate proteoglycan core protein. Gene Ontology annotation, biological process: axon guidance; dendrite self-avoidance; homophilic cell-cell adhesion. Gene Ontology annotation, cellular component: plasma membrane; axon. NCBI's taxonomy places the organism in Eukaryota, Metazoa, Arthropoda, Insecta, Hymenoptera, Vespidae. The record is from RefSeq and is a predicted model, not a curated record. Gene Ontology annotation, molecular function: calcium ion binding; cell-cell adhesion mediator activity.